Molecule: messenger RNA, 5068 nt
Organism: Saccoglossus kowalevskii
Lineage: Eukaryota; Metazoa; Hemichordata; Enteropneusta; Harrimaniidae
Biological process (GO): signal transduction
Molecular function (GO): protein binding
Source: RefSeq, a predicted model, not a curated record
CAACAACAUGGCAGACAGGUCAAAUUUUGCUGGAGCUCGGCUCGAUUAUCGAACUUAGUGGAGAUGCCUGUAUGUUGUGGGAUUCAUACCUAACAGAUUGUGCCAAUAAGUGUGGUGAUAGAGAUGUGAAGAUUCAGGAUACAGUAUACACGAGUUUAGAUUAAAAUACUCUAAGUGCCAAACCAGCGACAAAAUGCCAUUCUUUAGUCGAAAGAAGAAGAAAAAGCCAGAGCCUCCUCCAAGAGCCAAUUCCACUCGUUUAUCAGCUGAAAAUGUAUAUGUGACAUUGCCGACCUCACACACUCAGGGAACUACAGUGUCAGUCGAUGUAAAUUCUGGUACUGGUAGAUCACAAAGUGUUUAUAGUAAUAGCUCCACAGAAGGUAGCGCCAGUAAUACCAGCUCAAAUGUUCCAACGGCUGGUGUUCAGCGAAGAACAUCAUCUAAGAAAAAAGCUGCACCCCCACCACCACCAAGAACAUCAAGUGCUAAGUCUAGCAAUGAAAAUCUGUCUUCCGCUGAUGUGAAUUCUGUUCUUCAAACGCUUAUCAAUGGCCGAAGUGUUGUAAAUGGACAUUAUCAAGGUGCCGGAGAGGAUGAUAGAGACAAUGUAUUCUGUGGCUGGCAAGUCACCCCUCCUGAGGAAUGGAAUGAUCAUGAUGUUAUGGAGUGGUUGCAGUCUGUCGGACUCUACUAUUUUGUAGACAUCUUUGAAGGAUGUGGCAUUGAUGGCGACUACCUCAUGCAGGUCACAGAGCAAGAUCUCAUUGAACUUGACAUUGAAGAUGUUGAUAUGAGAGCUAGCUUAAUAAGAAGAGUUGAAGAAUUGAAGAGAAGACCCAAAUCUCCGUCCAUGCUGAAACUUCAGCAACACUCCAUCAAGAGGCACAAUCUAGAGGACGAACUGAACACCAGAGUUACUGGAGAACUCGAAAAACUCCUGAAACUGCAAGAGGAUCAAGAAAGUAGAAUUGAUGCUGACAUUGCCAGGUUGAAAGAGGAGCAAAAGUUGGCAGAUGAACUGAUAUCCAACAACCAAAAAACUAUGCAAGAAAAUAAGUCUGAAGUCCGGCCGUCAUUGAUGGAUACGAGUUCACAGAGCAAUAGCUUAGAGCGACGACAUGGUAGCAUUAUUUCACCUCCCGAUACGUUUAUCAGCGAUGAUCCUCUACAGUAUUUUGGCAAACCUGUUGACGAGUGGACAGAAGAGGAAGUGCUAAUUUGGCUAGAUUGUGUUUUACUUAGUCGACAUAAAGACUCCUUCCAAGCUAUGAAUAUUACAGGCAAACACCUGGCUGAAAUUGAUCCACAGCUACUUGGGAAUAUGAAUAUCACGUCAGCAAAAGAACGAGAAGUCGUACUGUCCAAAAUAUAUGAAUUACUUAAUCCUUCAGCCAAUCACGAUGAAGACCAGUUAUUAAAUGAUGCUAACAAGGCGACUGGGUAUGAGAGAGAAAAGUAUAUGGCAGCAGUCACAGCACUGAAAUCUGACGUGCAUGUGCAAUUACCACCGCAAGAUAGCAGUACAAACAUAACUGAGAAUAAAGUGAUAGGAAGAAACGAGAACGUAGACCACAAAAAGAAGUCUUCUUCUGGGUUAUCCAAACUCAAAGGAGUGAUAUCAUCUAAAAAGAAAGACACCAACAUUAUACAGAUGUGGAGUGACCUCUCACAGCAAGGUAAGCACCGCUGCGAUACAUUUCAAGCCACCGAUUCAUUGACAUCUGAGGAACUAAUCCAGACCUAUUUAGAGAAUCAUAACAUGGUUGAGGACCACCGGCUCUAUCGCAUCGCUGAGGUACCACUAGAAAUUGAUGAUUCUGACGAAUCAGUUCCAGAAAGAGAACUCAGAGCAAACGAGAAUCCAUUAAAGAUCCAACACAACUGGCCAGACAUGUCGUCAUUUAGGUUUGAACUGAAGAAAAAACAUGGAAGUCAAAUUAAGGUCAUGGACCGCAUCACUGGUCACAAAGCCAAGGGCAAACUGAUGACGAUAUCCCAGUCAACGCCUUGUUAUAAAGUCCUACAACUAGCUCUUCAUAAAUUUGACAUGAAGCAUGUUGACACAAGCCUAUUUUGUCUUCUAGAGUUGGAUGACGAUGGAGAUAUACGACUGGUACAAGAUAUGGAGAUCCCGGCCCAGCUGCCGUCAAAUCGAUUCAUACUGUGCGAUAAAGCCAACAUGGAAAACCAAAUGGCAAUCACAGAAAAUAUCGAUGAGUAUGACCAUGGAAUUGUCCGUAGACAUUCAUCGUCAAACUCACUGAAUUCAUCAGGUAUGGCGUCUAUCGAAUAUGAGCUGUCCCAGGACUCUGAGGAGUCCAAUCAAGCUGCAGCCACUCAGAAGUCGUCCAGAGACGCCCAGAAAGAAGAACUUCAACUCAAAGUUGUAGAGCUUGAAAUGCAGUUAUUAAAACUGGAAGAUAAUCUGAAGACAGGUGCUAAUCAGCUCUCGUCUGUCAAGAAAGAAAACCAGAAGCAGAAAGCAAAGGAGAAAAAGUUCAUGGUACUGCAGAAAACAGUUAGCAAGUUAUUAGAUAGUUAUAAGAAGGAACAGUCGGUGAUUAAGAAAAAACUGACGGAUCAAAGCAGGAAAAGAGAGGACGUACUGCCGCUUGCCAUUGCUGACCUGAAAGCCAGUUUAGAGCGUACAACUCUGGAUAUACAAACCAAAGAAAAACAGAUACAGAAACUAAAACAAGAACAACAGGAUGUGAAUGAGCAGGGAAUGAGAAACAUUGAUGUCAUUGAACUGCUUGAGUUGGAAUACAAAGUUGCUUUAUCGGAAUGUUCAUUGUUACAUUUACAACAUAAGCAUGUGACGCAGUACGCAGAAUUUGAACUCGCUAAAACCGAGCAUUUAUUGCUGCAGGAGAAGAAGAAACAAGAAACCCGGGCAAAACAAAAACAACAUUCAGUUUCCAUGCAGUCUGUGCUUCCUUUACAAGAACCCUGUUUCAUCAUCGCUAUGGAGAUCAUCCCUGGUCACCAUGGAUACGACUUUGUUAUCUCAUCCAGUGAUUAUGAGGAGGACGGUGUGUAUGUUACAUCAUGUGAAUUAACCAGUCAACUGAGAGAAGGGGACAGAAUAGUGGAGGUGAAUGGUGUAAAUGUCUGUGAAGCAACAGAUGCUGAAGUCAAUACGAUGCUGAACAGCAAGAUGUCUUCCAUUAUCGUGGUACUGAGACUGGAACAGAAACACCCAAUAAGGGACGAUGAGUUGAAGUCUGUGAAGGACGACCUCUCGCUGGUCAGAGAAGAACUACUGAACGAAAAACAGAAACGUUGCGCCCUAGAAACAAACGUCACAAGAUUGAAGAGUUUGGAAACCACAGCGAGGAGAGCUGAGUUCGCAGAGAAGAAAGUACACCACCUCAGUGUAGUGUUGAGUGAUUCUCAGUAUCGUUGUGAAGAGUUAGAAAAUAAAGUUGAUGAGUUUGAGAAGACAAAGUCAGUCGUCACAGACACUGAGAAGACUCUAGAUCACUUACAACAACAGAAUCACAGAUCAGAGAUGGAAAUCAAUAAAUUACGUGGUGCUUUAUCUGAGAGUGCUCACAGAAUAGCCAAAUUGGAAGACAUAUGCAAACAUAAGGAUGAAGCUCUAAGUCGUGUGAUUGAUGAACGGGAUGAUGUUGCUAAGCAACUCAAAGAUUUUAAAAGUAAAAAGAGCAACUCAUCUUCAUUGUAUAUUGGUGAUGAUUUGCCAAUCUGGGAAGUUUUGAAACCCGCCAAAAAGUCUGAAAUAUUGGAGGUGUUAAGAGAGAAUAUGGAAGAAAGUUAUCGACAAAAGCAGUAUUUAGAUCAGCUCUAUGCCUUGGUGUUGGAAGAAGCUCCAUUGCUACUGGAACAGAUGGACCAAGUGUUUGAUGAAGAGGACCUAUCUGGUGAUGAGGAGUUCUGCUGAUGUCAGUAUCAAGUGUAGGAUGCAAUGAUUAAUACCAUCAUCAUAUCUACUAAUAUCUGCUGUGCUGCCCUCACUGUGUUAUAAUAACAGAGUGCAGGAUUGUAUUUAGUUACUUGAUUGAAUUUAUGUGGAAUAAUUAACCCCUACUAUAGAUCAUUUCUACUGCUAACGGACAGACAAAAAACGAACACCAUUACUACGGACUGAGUCGUCGAUUAUCAGUAUUAUAUGACUAGACAUUUUUUUUCUAAUACAUCAGCAUUACCACACAAGUUUCAACUUAACCAGUACUCCCUCAUUUCCAAUACUGCCCUCUCCUCUCCAAUACUGUCCCCUUCUCUCCAAUACUACCCCCUUCUCUCCAAUACUGCCCCCUCAUUUCCAAUACUGCCCCUACUCUACAAUACUGCCCCCACCUCUCCAAUACUGCCCCCUACUCUACAAUACUGCCCCCUCCUCUCCAAUACUGCCCCCUACUCUACAAUACUUCCCCUCCUCUCCAAUACUGCCCCCUCCUCUCCAAUACUGCCCCUACUUUCCAAAACUCCCCCUUCUCUCCAAAACUGCCCCCUUAUUUCCAAUACUGCCCCUCCUCUCCAAUACUGCCCCUCCACUCCAAUACUGCCCCUCCCAAAUACUGUUUAUCCGUUGUUGUGUUUAAGAUCGUCAUCAUCUACGCAUUAAAGAUGGUUUUCCCAUAACAUAUUUAUUUGCAAUAUAACUAAUAUACUAAUUAUGUACUAUGUUACUCACUGUAGUAAUUUUUUAAAGUUUCAUUAUCAAAAUAUGCUAUUUUAUGUAUUUAAACAAAUUUUAAUGUCUUUUUUUUAACCAAAUAAUUAUUAUAAUUUUACUAAUGUAAAUUAAUUUGUUACCAAUUUUUUAAUGUUUGACACAAAAUUAUAUUAUUCAUUCAAUGAAGGGGCCAAUUUUAUCUCUAUGCAUAUUUAUUCAGAUUACAGGGCCAUUAAAAAAAACAAGGACACCAAUGAUUAACUGUUUCAAAAGUGCCAAUGUUGCCAAUCAUUAUUAGUUUCCAUGCCAACCAUGUCAGGGUAAAAUAAUUGUCAAAGUGUAAUAUUUUGGGUCUAGUCAACUGUUGUCACUUUUCACAAAAGAAACCAGCAUUUUGUUUUUUAACAAUUUUUAAUAAAAGUGUUG